ACUUGGUGUUGACGACAUUCCCAUCUUCCCUUCUUCUUCGUCUAACCCCACCUCCUUCGUCUGUGUAUGGUNCUACAGGCUGAAGAAGCGGCAACAGCAGAGAAGCUGCGGCUACAGGCCGAAGCAGACGCAGAUACCCAGGCUCGCCGAAAGGAAGCCCAUGAUCUGCUGCGGCGGCACGAUGCCAACAGCAUCGACAGACUCAAGUACUGGCACUUUGAACCGAACGGCGACGAGCCAACACCGGAAGAGCAGCAUAAGGAGUUCUUGGCCAAGCUCGUGGCCAGGCUGGUUUACACAUGUAACCACCUGCAGUCCGAGCUGGCAAACCUUCAGCGGGCUGUGCGGAACCAUAAGACUCAGCAUGAGGAUGCCACACUGGACGUCCGUGUACUGGACAUGGAACAGGUUGUACCAGGACCAGCUGCUGGGGCUUCCAGCAGUGCAUCCUCUAGCCGCCAACUGGAGGAACGCGUUGACCACGUAGUGGCAAUGCUAGGAGACAUAAGUGCCUUCACAGAGCCGGCCACCAUCAGCCAGCGGUUCGAGUUGCUGGACACCAAGAUCAGUCAGCAACAGCAGACCGACCACAGCCACAACAACAGCUCGGCGAGGCCAUACAAGAUGUCGACGUUCCGGAUCGAGAAAUUGAUGACUACACACAUCAAGACCCGAACUGCUCUGUUCAUCAACACCAAGGGAGGAUGUCAGAUCUGGCUCAGCCACAUGGCAACCAUCCACGGCGUCCAGGUUUCAGACCUGCACAAGAAGGUCACUUGGGAGGAUAUGACAAAGGAAUGGAAGAAGCGGUUCAUAGUGGACGACGCACCCGCGCUCGCCAUCAACCGCAUCUUCGCGAUGGCUCAAGGGAGCACACCGACACGUGAAUGGCUCACGGAUUGGCAGAAGAUCGUGGCCACGCCCGAUCUGGACUUGCCAUUUCCGCAACUACGCCGUGAGUUCUACAACAGGUCAUGCGCCGCUCUCAGCCUCGCACUGGGUGAUUGCGAGCAGUACAACACUUUCGCAGAGAUCAUCAACAAGGCGAGAGAAAUCAUCAAGACGAACAGGGCGGCUGCACACGAGAAGUCAACGUGGCAGCCAACCUAUGUGGAGAAGGUACGAACUGGUCUGCCACAGCAGCAGUUCGCUGCAGUCCAAUCGGACAGUGGAGAAGACCCAGCAGCCACUCCAGCAUCACGUGAGGGAGAUCAGGUGGCUGCUGUCCAGCCGCGAAGCAACAAGCCCCGAGUGAACGGGAAGGCGAAACCAGCAUCUCAGGCCGGAAACGGACAGCCAGCACCACCAUGGGUCAAGUUCGACUUGACCGAGGCCGAGUACAAGUACCGCAACCGUUACGGCUGUUGUUACUGGUGCAACAGCAACAAGCACAAGACCUCCAUUUGCCAAGAUCAGGCCAAGGAGGAUGUGCGGCCUCAUUCGGCCGCCUUGCUAGCGGCCUCCUACACAUCCGGGGAGGAUGCGCAUGUCGCAAAUCCUCGGUACACUUACGAGGAUUAUGCUGUCCACUUGGUCCCACCGCUGGCCGAGUCGCUCCACAUGCAACAAUCUACCGCAUUCACGGUUUCAUCACCAUCGGCAACCGAUUCGGCAGCUUCGCCGCUAUCUAUCGUCGAGGAUUCAUCGGACUUCCAGGUGCUCGACCCACUGACAUUCACGGACUUCCAGUGGAUGCCCGUUCACCCGACCGGACGAUUGUCGAAACCGCAUUGCAAUGUGCUCAUGGCACAACUGCGAGAUUACUUGCACACUGCAGUACCAACUCCGUUGAUGGACGCCGGAGUAGAGGCUGUCGACCUUCACGCUUACAUUGCGAAGAUCGACCGCGAGUUCAAGACGCAACGGUACGACGACAUCGACGCACCAUUGCUAUAUGUACGSAUUCAGAUCGGAGAGGCGACCUGCAACGCCUUGAUCGAUUGCGAAGCAUCUCGCAACUACAUCAGCCAGGACUUCAUGGUGCGCGCCGGCCUUGGCCCACGUGUCUGGAGGAAGUCCCAGCCUACUCAAGUCACUUUGGCAGACGGUCAUACGCACAAGUCCAUCGACCGGUGCAUUGACGCCGUCCCCGUGUACUUUGCCCCUCACGCAAGUGAGGCGGUGUCCUUUGAUAUCCUGGACACCAAAUUUGACAUGAUCUUGGGCAUGUCAUGGCUGCGAAGCGAGGAUCACCCGGUGAACUUCUUCCACCGCACCGUUCACAUUCGCGAUCGGAACGGAAUUUAGUUCCAUGCACGGUACCUCUUCCUCAUCCUUCGAUCAACUGCCACGUGGUAUCCGCCGCAAGCAUGCGAGCAUCCAUCAUCAGAGACGACAUCGAGGAGAUGGGGGUGUGUUUUUUCCAUGCGCUCUCGCCCCGAG
Messenger RNA from Chara braunii, 2382 nucleotides. Lineage: Eukaryota; Viridiplantae; Streptophyta; Charophyceae; Charales; Characeae. The record is from the annotation of a GenBank genome assembly.